GUCAUCCUUGAGUUGAAGUUUAUAAUUAUAACCUAAAACUCUUAUACCAAAAAAUUAUAAAUAUUACAUUAUUUAUUUGUUAAUAAGUUAUAAUGGCUCGUAAUUUAGCCGAUAAUGUAAGAAAACUCUUAUUGCUUGGACAAUGUGUACCUACUGUCAAACAAAAUGCUGCUAAAAUCAGAGUUAAGCGAUUGGAAUUAGAUGAGAAUUUAUUAAUGUACUUCAGAAAAGAUGAAUUCUACUACUGUUCAGAUCCAGAUAAAGUGUGUAAAACAGGAGAUAUUGUACUCAUAGAAGCUUUACCUCAAAAACUAACAAAACUCAUCACCCAUCAAGUUAAAGAGGUUGUAUAUCCAUUUGGCGAUAUUACCGAUCCUGUUACAGGCAAGAAAGUAGCAAAAGAAAGAUACAGAGAUGAUAUUGAGAAACAGUCUGAACUGUAUGGGAAGUUGGAAUCAACAUUUAAUUACAAGAAAGCACCGCCCAGAGGUUGGCAAGAUGGAAAGAAAGAUUUUACUUCCAAGCCUACAUACACCAAAUUCCAUGUAUUUGAUGAAAAUGAUCCUUAUGCUAUUUAAAUUUACCUUAAUCUGUAGAAUGUAAAUAAUUAUAAGUAGUCAAGUAUAAAA
Molecule: messenger RNA, 629 nt
Organism: Papilio polytes (common Mormon)
Lineage: Eukaryota; Metazoa; Arthropoda; Insecta; Lepidoptera; Papilionidae
Gene: mRpS17
Product: 28S ribosomal protein S17, mitochondrial
Exons: 2
Coding region: 93-578 (161 amino acids)
Biological process (GO): mitochondrial translation
Cellular component (GO): mitochondrial small ribosomal subunit; ribosome
Molecular function (GO): structural constituent of ribosome
Source: RefSeq, a predicted model, not a curated record